AUGCAUACUUCAGUACAUUGGCUGUCAUCCAUUGCGUUGGCUUUUCUGGGCUCAACAAGUGCUUUGGAAUCACAUCCAUCCUGUCCACCUCUCGGACCAGACUAUCCACCGCCAUCAAGUCUAUCAACCGACCCAAUCUUCAAAGUUGCGGUCCAAGAAAUCAUCUCAUCACUGGACCAAGUCGCCAUCAAUGGAAGUCUCCAUGACGACUCACUCUCCGUGCAAAUCUUCAGUGGUCGCGACACAAAUCCACUCAUGUACUUUGCAUCAACUUCAGAGACCAUCAACACGACGAUUGGUGUGAGCAGUGUCACCGAGGACACUGUGUUCCGUGUGGGCAGCGUGUCAAAGUUGUUUACGGUGACGUUGCUGCUGAUCGAGGAAGGGCUAUGGGCAUUCUCAGAGCCUAUCGCAAAAUAUGUCCCCGAACUGCGCGAGGCUGCCGAAAAGCUCCAGUGGGAUCCUCGCAAUAGGCGAGACACGAUCGAUUAUGUGGACUGGGGGGCGAUCACUAUUGGAGAGCUUGCUAGCCACAUGGCUGGUAUUCCCAGGGAUUACGGAGUACUGGACCUGUCUGGCCAAGCGUCGAUGAUGGAAAAACUUGGCUUUCCUGCACUCUCUCCAUCGGAGAUUCCAUCUUGUGGGGAUCCUGAUCCGUGCAAUAGAGAACAGUUCUUCCAGGGCUUGAUCCGACGACAUCCCAUCGUCCCGACAUCGUCGACCCCAGUGUAUUCCAAUGCUGCAUUUCAGAUACUCGCCUACGCUUUAGAGGGGAUGACUGGUGAAUCAUUUGCGACGCUUCUCCAAGAGGAUCUAGUGAUUCCCCUCGGUAUGAAUGCCACGUUCUACACAGCACCGGACAUGUCCCUUGGAGUGAUUCCCAUCCAGGACGGUGAACACUGGUGGACAUUUGACAUGGGUGACGAGGGCCCAGCCGGUGGCAUCUAUUCCAGCACAAAAGACAUGGCCACCUUGGGGCAGGCAAUUCUCAGCAGCUCCUUAUUACCGGCGUCCACCACAAGACGAUGGAUGCAACCUCACGUUCACACAGCCUCUCUCGACAGUUCCGUCGGCGCCCCCUGGGAAAUCAUCAGGCUGGAUAAUCCCCGCGCCACAGACGUGUACACAAAGGCAGGCGACAUUGGGGCUUAUUCGUCCAUGAUUGCCCUCUCUCCCGACUACGACAUUGGGUUCACAAUCCUCCUCGCCGGCUCCGACAGCCACUCCAAAGUCGCCUUAGCAGCAGAUCUGAUCUCUGCCCAGCUCUUCCCAGCCCUCGAAGCCGUGGCCAAAAACCAAGCGGCCCGCCGAUUCACCGGCGCCUAUGCCUCGGAACAAGGCAUGAAUUCCACCAUGUCCAUCAUGACAGAUGACGGACCGGGACUAGUCAUCACAAGCUGGAUCAAUAAUGGAACUGAUAUGAUGGAAUCCUUGAUGACGAUGGGCCAUGUGCAAGAUCCGUCAUCCUUCAAUGUUCGACUCUAUCCAACGGGGUUGGAGAGUCCCGGUCAGAUCUCCUUUCGAGCAGUGUUGCCCGUGGAACUCUCGACGGCGGGGAAUGGUCCGUUUACCUCUGGAUGUCUCACCUGGGUCACCAUGGACGCACAGGUUUAUGGUAGUGUGGGUAUGGACGAGUUUGUAUUUGACCUGAAUGAUAUGGGAAUGGUGAACCGGAUCACGCCUCGAGCACUACGGGCAUCUCUAGUGAAGAUUUGA
Messenger RNA from Penicillium oxalicum, 1716 nucleotides. RefSeq names its product serine hydrolase domain-containing protein. The record is from RefSeq and is a predicted model, not a curated record. Bases 1 to 1716 code for a protein of 571 amino acids. The transcript is spliced from 4 exons. NCBI's taxonomy places the organism in Eukaryota, Fungi, Ascomycota, Eurotiomycetes, Eurotiales, Aspergillaceae.